AUGGGUGCAUCGUGUUGUUCAAAGCCAAAGCAGCCCGAUCAGGCGCAAAUGCAUGAUCAAGAUCACGAUCACGACCAUGACCAUGGCCAUGACCAUGACAACAGGCAGGAUUCCGACGCCGAUAGUACUACCUCAUCGACGUGUUGCGGUGCUGAGGAACAUUGCGAUGUAUCGACGAACCACCCUCACGAGCACGAUCCCGGCGGCCACAGGACCGAUUCAGCCUGCGACACCCAUGUCCAGACUGCCUUUGCCAAGUACAGCAACUAUCUAGCACAACUCCGAUGCAUAUGCCGCAGCGUGAUCGAGAGCGGUGGUACAACGCAGCUGAAUAUCUGCUGCGCAGGCAUAAGGCCGAAGAAGCCUCCAGGAAACAAACACAUCCACUCCAACUGCUCCCAAGACCGCAUUGAGUCCACCAUUGAGCUAGAUAGACGGGCGAUCGGCCAUCCAAGCAACAUUAUCGACCUAGAAAAGCCUGGCACUACCGAGAGUGUCAAUUUCUUGGUCAGUGGAAUGGACUGUACGAGCUGCGCGGACAAGCUGAUGCUGGUUUUCGGUUCCAUCACGGGUGUGUCGCAGCCGCAUGUCAACUUCGUAAUGGGGACCGGUGGCUUCCAAGUCGACACAUCGGCCACCAAUGCCGACGAGGCCAUCCGCCGCGCCACCGUCGCGAGCGGUUUCGCCCUGACUAAAGUGGUUGGCGGCACCUACUUCCUCGAUGUCCUGGCGAGCCCUGCAGAGCGACGACCUUUGGUCAACAACCCGCCCCGGGGUGUGACAGAUAUUCAAGCCCUCGACAAGCUUACUCUCCGGCUCUCCUACGAUCCUGCCAUCGUCGGUGCUCGUGAUCUCUUCGAUUCACUCGUGCAGAGGUGUCGAGGGCUGGCGCCGAUAUGUACCGACCCUCAACUGCAGAAUAGCCAACGACGCCUCUGGGACCAGCUCGUCAAAACCACACUGGCCGCCGUACUGACAGUGCCGGUCGCCACGGUAUCUUGGGGCAGUUUCCCUAUCGACGACCGAACAAGCGCAAUCAUGUCUCUCGUACUGGCGACGUUGGUCCAAGCAAUUGCGGUUCCAGAAUUCUAUCGUCCGGCCGCAUCUGCACUGUGGCACAGCCGCACCUUUGAGAUGGAUAUGCUCGUCGUUAUGAGCAUCACCGCCGCAUAUAUCUACUCUGUGGUUGCAUUUGGCUUUCAGAUGGCCGGGAAGCCGCUCGACGAGGGCCAUUUCUUCGAGACCAGCACCAUGUUGAUCACCCUUAUCCUCGUCGGGAGACUGAUCGCUGCUUUCGCCAGAGUCCAGGCAGUUGCAGCCGUAUCCAUGCGUUCCAACCAGGGUAACACGGCGCUGCUAGUCACAGAUACUGGCGACAGGCAGAUAGACGCGCGCCUGCUCCAGCAUGGCGACCGGUUCAAGCUCCUGCCUCAUCAUCGCAUCCCGACCGACGGACUGGUCAUCUCUGGAGAGAGCGAGGUGGACGAGUCCAUGCUGACUGGAGAGUCUCUGCCAGUCGCGAAGGGGAAGGGCUCGAAAGUCAUCGCUGGAACUAUCAACGGCGACGGGGUGAUGGUUGCGCAACUGACUCGCCUGCCAGGGAACAAUACGGUGACCGACAUUGCUCGCCUGGUAGAGGAAGCGGCCAACUCGAACCCGAAGAUUCAAGACCUCGCCAACAAGGUCGCAGGUUGGUUCGUGCCAGCCAUGGCAGCCAUUGCGGUGGUUGUGCUGUUAGUCUGGCUCGCGAUCGGGAUACGAGGCCAACACUAUGGUGCGGGCAGGAGUAUCGGCAAUGCCAUCACAUAUACCGUUGCCAUCCUUGCAGUGGCCUGUCCCUGUGCCCUUGGGCUUGCGGUGCCCAUGGUGCUUGUCGUCGCUGGAGGGAUCGCAGCCAAAGGCGGCGUCAUUAUCAAGUCGGCAGAGACUACGGAGCGCGCCCGCAAGACAACAGACGUCGUGUUGGACAAGACCGGUACGAUCACAGAGGACGAACUUGCCGUGGAGGAGCAGAAGGUUCUUCUGCCGCAGCCUCAGCAAGACCUCAUUGCCGUGGUCAAGGCCCUGGUUGCGGGAGGCAAGCACCCCGUCUCGUCGGCUGUCGACAAACAUCUUGAGCAGCAAGUCUCUGGCCCCCUGCCCGACGUGCGCAAUAUCCGAGCCGUACCCGGCGCGGGGAUUCAGGCGGAAUACGAAGGAACGAUCAUGCGUGCGGGAAAUGCCCGCUGGACCAACACCGAAGCAGUGGCAGAGGUUAUGGACCUCCAGCAAGCGGGCCUCACCACAUUGAUCGUCACUCGUGACUCCGUGCCCAUUGUCGUCUUCGGCCUCGCAGCAAAAAUCCGCCGUGAGGCUGUCAGCGUCAUCUCGAUGCUCCGAGCUCGCGAUAUUACGGUGCACCUUGUCUCUGGCGACCAGGUACUGGCCGCCAAAGCUGUGGCGGCCGCGGUCGGCAUAUCCCCAGAGCAUGUAGUUGGUGGGUGCACCCCAAAUGAAAAGCGCGAGUAUGUGGCCAGGCUCAUGCAGGACGGGCUCAAGCGAAUCGUCUUUUGCGGAGACGGCACCAAUGACGCCGGCGCUGUGGCUCAGGCCCAUGUUGGCAUUCACAUGGGUGGUGGUCUGGGCAGCAGUGACAUCACCCAGGGAGCGGCCGAUGUGGUGCUAUUGAAAGGGCUCGGCGGAAUUCCGUUCCUCCUCGACAUAAGCCGGGCAUCAUUCCAUCGUAUGGCGUUCAACUUCCUCUGGUCUGCCGUCUACAACGUCCUGGCGGUGACGAUGGCUAGUGGCGCGUGGGUCAAGUUCCGGAUCCCACCAGCCUACGCUGGUCUAGGAGAGAUGGUCAGCGUCAUUCCCGUCGUAUUGGCCGCCGCCUCUCUCCUUUUCGCCCGCAUCCGACAGGACCCAAAGUCAACCAAGGGCGAGUUGUCCCGGUCGUAA
Thyridium curvatum is the source of this 2937-nucleotide messenger RNA. RefSeq lists its product as uncharacterized. The record is from RefSeq and is a predicted model, not a curated record. Gene Ontology annotation, biological process: monoatomic cation transport. NCBI's taxonomy places the organism in Eukaryota, Fungi, Ascomycota, Sordariomycetes, Thyridiales, Thyridiaceae. Gene Ontology annotation, cellular component: membrane. The transcript is spliced from 2 exons. Gene Ontology annotation, molecular function: ATP hydrolysis activity; ATP binding; metal ion binding. Bases 1 to 2937 code for a protein of 978 amino acids.